AUAAACAUAAGAAACGUGUUGGAAGGGGAGGGCGCUAGGACCAUGUAGACCCGCAGGAGUCUGGAAUUAGCUGUAUGCUAGCAGAGGCUAGUGCUGUCACAAGGAUUCAUGAACUACAUUUACGACUUAGAUUUUAAUGCUUUAAUUGAGACUUAGUCAUGUCUCAGGUGGAUAAGAAGGCAGGGCUGCUGAGGAGGACAUCAUCCUCUAAAAAACCUUUGAAAGAGAAGGUGGUGCUGAUGUAUGAUGAGAUUUUUGCAAAAGAAGACCCAGCAAAAAACAACCCCCGAUUCUGGGACGAGCUCUUCCUCAUGAAGGUUAACCUGGAGUACUUGGAGUCCAAGUUGGAGAGUGUGGAUGGUGAAGAGGUUCAGCGAAUCCAGGACAACAUCAACUCUCUGUUCCACCACUGUGUCCAGGCGCUGGGGGAGGAGCACCAGAUCAAAGUGGUCAAUGCCCUGCAGACUCUCUGUGCACUUUUCCGAGGGGUCCACCAGAAGAACAAAUCAGCGUCUGGCUUUGACAUCAUCAACAUGCUCAUGGGGUUUGACAAGGCAGAGCAGAGGAUGAAGGAUCUGAUGGAGAGACUAGACAGCCUACUUUGUGGAGACGGCUCAGAGAGUCUGAAGAGCCUUUGUCUUAAACUGCUGCUUUGUCUGGUGACGGUCACAGACAAUAUUAGCCAGAACACUAUCCUGGAAUAUGUUAUGAUCAACAGCAUCUUUGAAGCAAUUCUACAAAUUCUAUCAGACGUGUCCAGUAGAGGGCAGCAUGGAUAUGAUGCUGUGGUCCUCCUAGCCCUCCUGGUCAACUACAGGAAGUAUGAGUCUGUGAAUCCGUACAUUGUGAAGCUCUCCAUUGUGGAUGACGAGCCAACACUAGAUGGAAUGGGAAUGGUUGUUCACCAAGCUCUAACCGAGUAUAACAGGCAGUACAAAAACAAAGAGGAGGAGAACCAGGGUGGGUUCUUCUCAACGCUCACUAGUAUGGUUGGCAACAUGUUUAUAGCAGACGCUGAUGAAAAACUCUCUGUACAGACAAAUGAAGCCAUUCUGCUGGCUCUGUACGAGGCUGUGCACCUGAACCGCAACUUCAUUACUGUAUUGGCGCAGAGCCACCCUGAGAUGGACAUCGCGGCCACACCCACCACCCCUACUCCCACAACGCCUACAACACCACUUGGCACAACGCCGCCCUCUCUAGACAUGAUGAGCAACCCAGAACUGCCCCUGGAUCCCAACUUGCAGACAAGCAACCUCCUCAUCAUCUUCCUCAAGUACGCCUCCAUAGUAAUGCAGGACACUAAAGAUGAGCACCGACUCAACAGUGCCAGACUGUGCCUAAUCAUCCUCACCUGCAUAGCUGAGGACCAGUAUGCUGAUGCCUUUCUUCAUGAUGACAACAUGAACUUUAGAGUCAAUCUCCACAGAAUGCCUAUGAGACACAGGAAAAAAACAGUGGACAAGAACAUCCCCUCACGGCCUCUGGUGUGCGCUGUUUUAGAUCUGAUGGUGGAGUUUAUUGUCACUCAUAUGAUGAAGGACUUCCCCAUGGAUUUGUACUUGCGCUGCGUGCAGAUCAUCCAUAAGCUGCUGUGCUACCAGAAGAAGUGCCGAAUUAGAUUACACUACACCUGGAGAGAACUGUGGUCAGCUCUCAUCAACCUGCUGAAGUUCCUGCUGUCCAAUGAGACCACACUGCUGGCCAAGCACAACAUCUUUCAGCUGGCCUUGCUGGUGGUGAAUCUGUUCAACAUGUUCAUAACGUAUGGUGACACGUUCCUUCCCACCUCUAACAGCUACGAUGAGCUGUAUUAUGAAAUUGUACGAAUGCACCAGGUCUUUGACAACCUCUACUGUAUGGUUUUGAGAGUUUCGACGAACACAGGCCAGUGGAAGGAGGCAGCCAGUAAAGUCACGCACGCCCUUGUCAAUGUUCGGGCCAUCAUUAACCAUUUCAACCCCAAGAUUGAGUCCUAUGCGGCUGUGAACCACAUCUCCCAGCUGUCAGAGGAACAGUGGAAAGUCCCAUGUCUCAUGGGAAGCAGAGAUCAAGGACUUGGAUGUCAGGUUUUGUCAUGAGACACAAGAUCAGAGGUUGCGUUACUGAAAAGCAUCCAGAAAGAAAAGCCUAAAUAAUUUAAACCUUCAGUAAAUGUUUCUGCUUGAUGAUAUAAUUUGAAGUGAUUCAAUUCAAACCCUGCGUAAUUGUCAAAGGAAGACCUGGAGUCUGGACUGACGAAGGCUGAACUAAUGUGACUGCUGCAAGCUCCAUUUAAGACUUUAUCAUUUGUGUCAAAUUGGCGAGGAUCAGAAACCCGCUGGAGGAGUCCUUUUCUUUACAAGCUGAUAAGGGAGUGAUGAAUACGGUCAUUAUACUCCCAGUUACCGCUUCACUGUUAUCUACUAGAUUUAUUCACAACAAAGAGGGGAGGUGAAAUUUAGCUUUAGUGUCACUGAACUGACAGUUAAAUGUUUUCUGCUUGAGCCAUUAACACGACUUUAAUUAGAUCAUAUUUUUUGUGUGAAUGGUUAAUGGUUUAUUCCAGUUAAUUGUAUUGUAAUUUUUUGUCAUUUAAUUAGGAAAUAUAUUGAUAAAGCUGAGCUGAGCUAAACUAAACCAUAUCUCUCUCUGUUGUUAGAUAGAACAAACAGAAUCAAGCUCAAGCUUGUCUAAGCUGAGUGUGGUGGAAUUUGAAAAAGGCAAAAAGUCUGAAGUAGGUAUGUGUCUAAUGGGCUCCGCGUUGGCGGGUAGCAGUUCUCCUGCAGGGAAUUAGCUUCAUGGCUCUAAAAGUAUAAAAGUACUGGUCUUUUAAAACUUUCAGGGCUCUGAAAAUGUGGGUCAGAUGUUGAUACAAAAAGCAAAAGAUAAUGGAAUAAAUGCAGCAAGAACAAAAAGCAAGUUCCAUCUUCCCUCCGGCUGAACGAACAAACAAAAAGCAAAGGCAUGUGUAAAUUUUUAGAAAAAAAAAAGAAAAAAAGCUUUUGACGUCCCAGUGAUGACUGUGUGUGUGUGUGCUUACACACAUUAACCACCUCCUGUAGCUCCGUCCUCCUGGAUCAUCCUCAUUCCCAUCAGUGACACCAGGAGAUGGAUCGCCUCCAGGAAGACGAUGCUGCCGUCCUCUGGCUCUCAGAUGAAGGUUUGGGCCAAAAGCGCACGCAGCAGCCUUUGUGUCCGGACUCCAGGAUGAAUGCGACAACAGCCGUGCACUCUAUCAACAAUACAGUGUCUGCUUAGUGAUGCAGGAGUUUUCCCGUAGUCGUGGCUUCUCACCUAUUCAUCAUGGCUCUCGGUCUCUCUCUGUGCGUCCCGUUCGCCACCAGCGCGGGAAAACGGUCACACAACAGAGGUCACGUCUCCACAGGGGAGGGUGGCACAGAGCAGGGGAUGAGUGGUUCACCAGCCUAUCAGGUUGAAAUGAAAACAACAGCACAUAGAUUCAUUACUGAGAAUAAACAGGAAGAAUAAUGGUUUUCCUCAAUGCUCUGUUAAUACAUGGAAACUGACUGAGUGCACGUGUCUGCAUAAAUGCCUUACAGUCUCACAUGUUAAGUUAACGUCUGUGUGUUUGUGAGGGUAAAAGCAGAAUGUUUAUAGAGCUUUUGCAGGAAAGUGGCUUGAGCGUCUCGCUGUGAGCGUGCCGAGCUUCACGCGGCGUCGCGGGGCCAUUAGUACGAGCAGGAAAAGGUUCGGGUUAGGGGCUAUUUCACGGCUGAGCAGGGAACAGCAGGGGUGGAACGGUGGAGAAUCUCUGCAUAAUUACCUGUGAUUUCAGCCACACUCUGAUGCGAGGCGCUGCUCUAAGAGUGGCGUGCUCACUCGCUGUACACAUUUAUUGAGUUCACAGCGUGAAUAAACUUGUGCUUUAGGUAGUGAUGAACUUCCUGAAGUAGAUUUUUUUAUUGGUUUUAAACAAAUAUGUCAAAGGAACUAGAAAUCGCAAAAUAAAACGCUGAAAAGACAUCACAUUGCAGCUCACGUCUCCCAAGCUGACAGUAACAGCCAUCUUCAUGAUCCCUCAUCAGUAUAUUUGCAUCAAAGUGUUAAACACUCCUUGAUAUUUGUCUUGACUAUAAGAUGCAUUAACAGCAGAUUGUUCUAAUUGCUUUUUAAUGUCAUCC
Betta splendens (Siamese fighting fish) is the source of this 4124-nucleotide messenger RNA. RefSeq names its product armadillo like helical domain containing 3 (gene armh3). Gene Ontology annotation, cellular component: cytosol. Lineage: Eukaryota; Metazoa; Chordata; Actinopteri; Anabantiformes; Osphronemidae. Gene Ontology annotation, biological process: regulation of Golgi organization. Bases 159 to 2081 code for a protein of 640 amino acids. The transcript has 25 exons. The record is from RefSeq and is a predicted model, not a curated record.